Messenger RNA from Amaranthus tricolor (Joseph's coat), 3977 nucleotides. Its product is annotated as kinesin-like protein KIN-5B. Bases 815 to 3676 code for a protein of 953 amino acids. Gene Ontology annotation, biological process: microtubule-based movement. NCBI's taxonomy places the organism in Eukaryota, Viridiplantae, Streptophyta, Magnoliopsida, Caryophyllales, Amaranthaceae. The transcript has 23 exons. Gene Ontology annotation, molecular function: ATP binding; microtubule binding; plus-end-directed microtubule motor activity. The record is from RefSeq and is a predicted model, not a curated record.
CCAUAUACCCCUACCCAAUUUAAUAUUGAGCACUAAACUUUUUAGGCUCUGUGUGGUCGAAUAUGUUGAACGUGCUGAGAACCUUCCUUAUCACUAACCUUUAAAUAUAUAUUCGACAAUUCAAUAUUAAUAAGGUUUUUAAAUUAAAAUUCUCGAAUCAACGACCUAGGCAGCUCGGACUUAGAUUUUCCCCUAGUUUGAUGGCCGAUUGAAUGACAAAAUGAUAAUAUAUUAAUAAGGAGAAAUUGCCCUGAAUAAUCCAAUUUUUAUCUGAUUUUCCAACAAUAAUCUGAAGUAUUGAUUAUCCAUGAAUAAUCUAUCUAUUGAUACUUGUUUAUAGUGGCAUCCAUGCAGGUUAAAGAACCGGCUACAGCAGGUCAUUUGUUGACCAUUACUUUGCAUUCUUCUUCCCUUCUAUAUCUUCUUCACAUUAUAUUUACUCCAUUAAAAUCAGUAAACUUCCCAUUCUUUCUUUCAUUCACCUUCUUCUUCUACAUUAAAAACCAUUCUUAUUCCACUCCAAUAUGAAAAAUAAUAUUAUAGUAUUAAAAAUAACAAAUCAAAAAAUGAAAAUGAAAAAAGAAAAACAAAGACAUCCAUGUCCUUCACCCCUGCCACCCUCCAUUAAAAUCACUAGUGUUGUUUUGUUUUACAUAUAAAUCGUUUAAAUGUUCGUGGCUUGGUUGAACUGUAAUAAACGAUACCUUGAAGCUUCAAAAUAUCAGUUUUGAGAGACAUUAAUUUUCAAUUAGUAUUUGAGAACCUCAAAAUGUAAUUUGGACUUUCAGAGUUUAUUUCAAUCAGACCAUUAAGCAUGGAUGAGCAAAGCAGUAAACCAUCCAUAGGAGUAACAUGUAACGAAUUGAAACGAGAAGUCAAUGUCUCUCAAAGUACAGCAAACAAACAAGUCGAUAGAAACUUCACUUUCGAUAAGGUUUUUGGACCCAAAGCUCAACAAAAAACCAUUUAUGAUCAAGCUAUUGCACCCAUGGUUCGAGAUGUUCUUGAUGGUUACAAUUGCACAAUUUUCGCGUAUGGACAAACUGGGACCGGGAAAACAUAUACAAUGGAAGGAGCAAUGAAACCAAAGGUAAAAGGCAACGAUGUGAUUGCUGAGGCCGGUGUCCUACCUAGAGCAGUUCGUCAUAUAUUUGAGCUACUCGAAGCUCAAAAUGCUGAUUAUAGUAUGAAGGUUUCGUUUUUAGAGCUGUAUAAUGAAGAAAUUACCGAUCUUCUGACAAAUGAAGAUAACUACCCGAAGUUCAUUGAUGAUAAGCAAAAGAAAUGUGUUUCGUUGAUGGAGGAUGGAAGAGGUUGUGUGAUCAUCAGAGGCCUUGAAGAAGAAGUUGUAUACAGUGCUAAUGAUAUUUAUAACCUUAUGGAACGAGGAGCUGCCAAAAGGCGAACAGCUGAUACAUUACUCAACAACCGUAGUAGUCGCUCUCAUUCUGUCUUCACUAUAACGGUCCAUGUAAAGGAUAUAACCUUCGGAGACGAGGAACUCAUUAAAUGCGGGAAGCUAAAUCUUGUUGAUCUUGCUGGAUCAGAAAAUAUUUCUCGCUCAGGUGUAAGAGAGGCACGUGCAAGGGAAGCUGGGGAGAUAAAUAAGAGCCUGCUCACCCUCGGAAGAGUUAUAAACGCACUGGUGGAGCAUUCAGCUCAUGUACCUUACAGGGAUAGUAAAUUGACAAGGCUAUUGCGAGACUCGCUUGGAGGGAAAACAAAAACUUGCAUUAUAGCAACAAUAUCACCAUCCAUGCACUGUUUGGAAGAAACUCUUAGCACUUUAGACUAUGCUUAUCGCGCUAAAAACAUCAAAAAUAAACCCGAGGCCAAUAAAAAAUUGUCCAAGACCAUUUUUCUCAAAGAUCUAUACAUGGAAAUGGAAAGGAUGAAACAAGACAUACGUGCAGCAAGAGAUAAAAAUGGUGUUUAUAUAGCACACGAACGAUUUGUCCAAGACGAAGCAGAAAAGAAGGGAAGGAUUGACAGGAUAGAACAGAUGGAGAUGGAGCUUGAACUAAGUAGAAAGGAUGUUCGAAAAUACCAGGACAUGUAUACUUCGGUGCAAGAAGAGAAAGUGGAUAUAGAAGUCGAGCUUCAAGAUUGCAAGAAAACCCUGGAGAAUACCAGUAAGAUCUUGCAAGAACUCGAAAAGAAGCAGGAGUUGUCCAUUAUACAGUUAAAGGAAAAAGAGUCUAUCAUCUCCAAACUUAAAAACUCGGAAAGAUCUUUAGCUAAACACACAAAGGAGCUGUGCUGUGCUUUGGAAAAUGCAUCCGAAGAUAUGGCUGUACUACGCAAAAGGAUAGAUGACAAGGACGAAAUGGAAGCACAAAAUCACAAAUUAGUACUCCGAUUUGGUUCGCAGCUUGACAAGAGCUUACAAAACCUGCAUAAAACCAUAUUAGGAUCGGUUUCCCUUCAGCAAGAUCAACUGAGAUGCAUGGAAGAGCAUUUGUGCUUAUUUCUUACCAGCAAGGAUGAUGCUACAAAGCACUUGGAAUCAAUCGUUCAGAAAAUAGAAACGAUACAUUCUUCGACUAUUGAAGCUUCAAGGGAGUUUAAUGGUACUCUACAAAGACAAGCUUUAGGAGAUUGGGAGUGCAUAAGUUCUAGCUUAUCUCGUCACACUGUGGAUAUGGAAAAGUUAUUAGACUCAUGGAUGGUUGAGGCAAAGGAUGUAAUAUACAACAUCCAAAGUUCUCUUUCUAAGCAAAAGGAAAUAUUGGUUUUCUCUUCGCAGGAACAAGAACAGAGACUUCAAAGGACUCUGGAUUCAGCUCAAAAGAUCACCAAAGCAACUAUAGGAUUCUUUGAUGAUAUAUGUGGUUGUGCUUCGGAACUCUUAAGUAAUCUUGAAGAAAGACAGUCCAGAACUCAUACUUAUCUAAGGAAGUUCGAGAAAAUAUUUGAGGAACAAUCUGCAAAAGAAGAGAAGCUGGCCAUCGAAAAAAUUGUUUCUGCACUAGCAACACUGAGAACAAAUAAAAUCACUUUGGUUUCCCAGGGGCUGAGAAAGAUUGAUGAAAGUGCCCUUGAAGAUAAAAAGACAUGCCAGGAAAACUUGUCAAGAAUUCAGAAUGCUUCAGUUUCUGCAAAGAAUGCUCUGAAGGUGCAUAUGGAGAAUAUGGAAGGGAAUUUCUUGACAGACUUGUACUUACUAACAGAAAUCAAUGGAUCUAUGAAGGAUCAUAUCAACCAGUGUUCAAAGCAGGUCGAUAACUCAAACGAGCAGUGGGAAAGAGCUGUACAUUCAGUCAAAAAACUCAAUGAUGAUGGAAAGUUAACAAUACAGUCUACCAUCAAUGAAAGUAAAUGUCGAAAUGAAGCGAUUGAGAGACAACAUAUCAAAGCAUCAUCAAUGAAAAAUGAUGAAUUUGAAGCUAAUGUAGCAACUCUUCUUCUUAAACUUAAAGAUGAUUAUAUGUUAGACAGAAAAACUAAUGGCCAGAUUGAGUCUUUAUCAAAUCAGUGCCUUAAUCAGCUUGCAUCUUUGCAAACUCAGCACAACAAAAGUAUCUCAAACAUUCGAAACGAAACGGAACAAUGUUUGGUUAAGGACUAUAAGGUUAAUGAUGGGGAAAGAUCAGAAAUUUGCAUGGAAACUAAGAUCCUACAGCCAUUUCAGCACAUAGAUGGGCAUAAUAGGGCUCCCUUUGCAAGCAUCAAUUGAGGUCUUUGUAAGCUCCUCUGCAAUACUCCUAUGUCCCACUGAAUUUGCUACAUUUGAACAUUUAAUGUAAGACCUUUUCGAGUCUGAUGUAGCACUCUAAAUGGGAUAGACGAGUUUAAAUGACUUAUUGCUAAAUACUCUCAUCUUCUGAUGAGCCUGCCAAAGUUAGAUGCAUUUGUAGGUGGAGUUGCAUUUUUAUGGGAUUCUUGGCUUAUACAAAUGCAUACUCCUUAGUCUUUCCUGCCCUUGAAAAAUUGCUACUGAUAGUAACAUAUUUUGAAGAAAAAACAUUACUUUUAGA